Molecule: messenger RNA, 1201 nt
Organism: Topomyia yanbarensis
Lineage: Eukaryota; Metazoa; Arthropoda; Insecta; Diptera; Culicidae
Gene: JMJD7
Product: bifunctional peptidase and (3S)-lysyl hydroxylase Jmjd7
Exons: 6
Coding region: 157-1137 (326 amino acids)
Molecular function (GO): 2-oxoglutarate-dependent dioxygenase activity
Source: RefSeq, a predicted model, not a curated record
UAACUCAAUUUUAGGUAGUUUUUCAGAUGCGUGUAAUCAUCAAUGUUUAGAAUCACCAGAUAGACUAGCGGAAUUAGAAGAAUCCCAAGUUCGUUGUUGUUUGGAAGGAAUAGUGUUUAUAGUGUGUUGAGUCUGAAUAUUACUACCAUUAUUGAAAUGGACACCCCUUUCCUAAGACAGGCGUUCAAUGUGCUAACUGAUGAGGCUAAAGAUCUAUUCUUAGGCCCAACUAUUUCAGAGACAUUCGCUGUGCCAACAUCGCUAGAGUUCACACGGGAUUAUGUAGCGAAAAAUUUGCCUCUAAUCAUACGUGAGGUAAAUAACGAUUGGCCAGCCGUGGAAAAAUGGAAUUCAAAAUACUUCAGAGAAACGCUGCCUGGCAAGGAGGUAACAGUUGCAAUCACCCCCAAUGGCUACGCGGACGGAUUGGCAAAACACGACGGUGAAGAGUAUUUUGUACUUCCACUUGAAACUCCGAUGACGAUGGCUCAGUUCUUGAGCUCAUUGGACCACAAAGGCAGCAAAAACGUGCAUUACAUUCAGCGACAAAAUUCAAACUUGACUGAAGAUUUCCACGAUCUAUGGGAAGAUAUCGACAUGGAUAGGCUGAGCUUCGCCAGUGACGCUUUCAACAAGGAACCAGACGCCAUAAAUUUUUGGAUGGGUGAUGACCGCGCGAUCACUUCCAUGCACAAAGAUCCUUACGAGAAUAUUUACUGUGUAAUUUCUGGUUAUAAGGAUUUUAUUCUUGUACCACCAGUGGAUUUGCACAACGUACCGAGAAGACGGUAUCCGAUGGGUAUAUAUAUGCAGGAGGACGAUGGGAAUAUUGUAAUAGAACCUAUUCUAGAUGAGAUUGGUAGACCUCGUCUUAUCGAGUGGGUAAGCGUUGACCCGUUGGAGCCUGACGUCAAAAGAUUCCCCGAGUACAACAACGCUACUGUGUACGAGAUCCGAGUAAACGCCGGUGACAUGCUGUACUUACCCAGCCUAUGGUAUCAUCAUGUGCGUCAGAGUCACAAAUGCAUUGCAGUCAAUUUCUGGUACGAUAUGGAAUACGAUGCACGCUACUGCUACUACAAAAUGGUGGAGAAACUGUGUGGCUUCGGAGACGAAGGGGGUAAUCUGUGUUCUUAGGAGUUUGUUGGUGACACGUUUUGUGUAGGCCGUGUUGUGAUAUUUGUUCAAAUACACCGAUUGU